AGUGCUUUACAUAUGUGGCGCGAAAUUCAAGCGUGUCGGUGUUGGUGUUUGUGCGGAAGGCGACUUGUUCGCCCAGAGCAUGGCGACAUUGUUUGGUGGAAUCAGCCAACAGCUGGAUUUCUCUAGCUGUGGAGAGGAAGGGAGCAGCAGUGACAACAACUCGGAUGACUGCCUCCUCAGGAUCUGUAGCCCCAGGACUCGCAGUCCCAGGAUCCGUAGUCCUGGCUCUGCUUGCCGCACUCCCGUGGUGCAACGCCACCGCAGCAGAAGCAACACCUUGUCUUCCCCUUUAUCAUGCACCAGCCCAAUACCGUACGCUUUCUGGAAAAAGCUGAGGCUCUGUGACUCUCCCAGCACGCCCAAGAGUCUGUUAUCAAAAUCGUCCCAGCCUUGCUCCAGCACUAAAGUAGCCAGCCACAAGCAGAAGAUCCUGCGCUUCGCUCCAACGGCUGCCGUCCUUAUCCAGGCGCCUACCGUCAACGUGAACCCUUUCACCCCUGACACCGUACGCAGGAACAGCGAGCAGCAGUGGAGGAAGAGCUGUCGGAGUGACGACGAUGACGAUUAUGGGCGCAGGUUGAAACACAGCCUCACGUCAUCUGAAGAGGAUGAUGAAGCCUUUCUCCCACCAAAGAGACGUGCUGUCCAAGCCCUCAUGCUGACACGGUAUGAGAGUGAGUUCCUGGAGCUAGAGUGCAUCGGUGUGGGCGAGUUUGGGGCCGUUUACAAGUGCGUGAAGAGGCUGGAUGGUUGCUUAUACGCCAUAAAACGAUCUCACAGGCCCCUGGUAGGCUCUGCCAACGAGCAGUUGGCCCUAAAGGAGGUGUAUGCACAUGCUGUUCUUGGGCACCACCCACAUGUUGUUCGCUAUUAUUCAGCAUGGGCAGAGGAUGAUCACAUGGUUAUUCAGAAUGAGUACUGUGAUGGUGGAAGCCUCAGUGAUGCCAUUGUGAAGAAGGAGGUGCAGGGUGAGCUGUUCACAGAGCCCGAGUUGAAGGAUCUGCUUUUACAAGUGUCUAUGGGUCUAAAAUACAUCCACAGCUCGGGCCUCGUACACCUGGAUAUUAAACCAAGUAAUAUAUUCAUUUGCCAGCACCGCAGCCAAAGUGCGGGAGCUGAGGGCGAGAGCGAGGAGGAAGACGAUGGAGGCACUUCAGCCGGAGUCAUUUACAAAAUUGGUGAUCUGGGUCAUGUGACCUCAACCAACAGUCCUCAGGUUGAGGAGGGGGACAGUCGCUUUCUGGCCAGUGAGGUCCUGCAGGAGGAUUACAGCAACCUCCCGAAGGCAGACACAUUUGCUCUGGGCCUCACAGUGCUGCUGGCAGCCGGGGCUCCCCCUCUACCUCAAAACGGAGAUCAGUGGCACGAUCUUAGAAGAGGCAAACUCCCCAAACUGCCUCAGGAGCCCUCGCCUCCCUUUAGAGCUUUACUUGAGUUGCUGCUGGAUCCCGACCCGACCAGGCGGCCAUCUGCCAGGGAGCUUUGCAAGCACACGGUCUUAAGGGGAAAGAGGACAGAGAGACUGGCGGCUCAGCUUCGUAGAGAGCUCAAUGUGGAGAAGUUCAGAACGGCCAUGCUUGAAAAAGAGCUUCAGGAGGCGCGCGAGGCAGCUUUGUCGCCGAAACAGAACAUCAAUCCAGAGCUGGAACCUUCUCCCAAGAUGGGGUCAUUACCCAGAACGGGGAGGAGGCUCGUCGGUAGGAGGACCGGCCGAUCCAUGAGCUUUGGUUGCCCUGGGUACGGGGUCUGACGGGACCUUUAGAAGCCCGUGUGCUUUUGAUGCGUCUCUAAUGUGAUUCCUUGGUGGUACAAAUGCAGCAUGAGGCAGUAAAACGCGAUUCGGUACACAGGAGUUGUACCAGCUAGAUGGACAUUCUUGUUCGUGUCUUCUUGGUGUAUUGGUGUAACUGAGAGACUUGGAAGCUUUGGACAGCACUGAUUUUAAAGUACUGAACUGACUCAAACGCAUGUCACUGUUCGAGGACUUGCCUUCUGUUUUUAACUGUAAAUAAAAUUUUUUUAGCAUUUUA
Mugil cephalus (flathead mullet) is the source of this 2030-nucleotide messenger RNA. RefSeq names its product WEE2 oocyte meiosis inhibiting kinase (gene wee2). Lineage: Eukaryota; Metazoa; Chordata; Actinopteri; Mugiliformes; Mugilidae. The record is from RefSeq and is a predicted model, not a curated record. The transcript is spliced from 12 exons. Gene Ontology annotation, cellular component: nucleus. Gene Ontology annotation, molecular function: non-membrane spanning protein tyrosine kinase activity; ATP binding; magnesium ion binding. Gene Ontology annotation, biological process: mitotic cell cycle; protein phosphorylation; regulation of meiosis I. The coding region runs from base 80 to 1750 and encodes 556 amino acids.